AUGGGUGUCUUUCAGGAUGCGGCGGGGCCGCUGCUCGAGCAGUACUCGCAGCUGGGCAUGGCCACGCAGAUUGGUGUUGGCGUCGUGGCAGCGCUCACCGUGAUUGUGUUUCUGAACGUCGUUCAGCAGAUUCUGUUCAAGAAUCCCCAUGAGCCACCAAUGGUCUUCCACCUGUUCCCAAUCAUCGGUAGCACGAUCACAUACGGCAUGGAUCCUCCGCGCUUCUUCAAGGAGAACCGGGCCAAGCAUGGUGAUGUGUACACUUUCGUCCUGCUCGGCCGCAAGACCACGGUGUUCGUUGGGCCGACUGGCAACGAUUUUAUUCUCAACGGGAAGAUCCGCGAUGUGAGCGCUGAGGAGAUCUACACCGUGCUCACGACGCCCGUGUUCGGCCGCGACGUGGUGUACGACUGCCCCAACUCCAAGCUCAUGGAGCAGAAGAAGUUCAUGAAGUUCGCCCUGACGACUGAGGCAUUCCGCUCCUACGUGCCCAUCAUCUGGGAAGAGGUCAAGAGCUACUACAAGCGCACUGCGGACUUCAAGGGGCAGUCGGGCGGGGUCAACAUCCCGCCCAAGAUGGCGCAGAUCACCAUCUUCACGGCAUCGCACGCACUGCAAGGCAAAGAGGUCCGCAACCAGUUUGACGAGUCGCUGGCAGACCUGUAUCACGACCUGGACAUGGGCUUCAGCCCGAUCAACUUCAUGCUUCACUGGGCACCGCUGCCUUGGAACAACCGGCGCGACCAUGCGCAGCGCACGGUGGCCAAGAUCUACACGGACACGAUCAAGAGUCGGCGGGCAAGGGGCGAGACGAGCGCGCAAGAUAUCAUGUUCCACCUGAUGAACUCCACGUACAAGAACGGCACUCCGGUUCCGGACCACGAAAUUGCGCACAUGAUGAUCGCGCUGCUGAUGGCAGGCCAGCACUCAUCGUCGUCGACCAGCUCUUGGAUCAUGGUUCUGCUAGCAUCGCGGCCCGACGUCAUGGAGGACCUGUACAAGGAGCAGGUGCAGGCUCUCGGCGCAGACUUGCCGCCGCUGCAGUACGAGCAUCUGGCUAAGCUGCCGCUGCACGGCGCCAUCGUCAAGGAGACCCUCCGGCUGUACGCCCCCAUCCACUCGAUCAUGCGCAAGGUCAAGCAGCCGAUGGCGGUGCCUGGAACCAACGACCCGGUCUACUUCCCCAACCCGGACCUGUGGGACCCGUACCGGUGGACGAAGGACUCGCCCAAUGCGCCGAAUCUUGGCCGCCCCGAGGAGGAGGACGACGAGAAGAUCGACUAUGGCUACGGUUUGGUCAGCAAGGGCUCCGCGUCGCCGUAUCUGCCAUUUGGUGCCGGCCGUCAUCGGUGCAUUGGCGAGCAGUUUGCCAACGUGCAGCUGCAGACCAUCAUCGCCGAGACUGUGCGGAUGUUCAAGUUCCGUAAUGUCGAUGGCAGCAACAGUGUCAUUGGCACUGAUUAUGCCUCGCUCUUUUCGCGGCCGCUGGAGCCUGCUGUGAUCCACUGGGAGCGUCGCGAGCAGGUCGCGCAGUAA
Grosmannia clavigera kw1407 is the source of this 1536-nucleotide messenger RNA. RefSeq names its product 14 alpha-demethylase. The record is from RefSeq and is a predicted model, not a curated record. Lineage: Eukaryota; Fungi; Ascomycota; Sordariomycetes; Ophiostomatales; Ophiostomataceae. Gene Ontology annotation, molecular function: oxidoreductase activity, acting on paired donors, with incorporation or reduction of molecular oxygen; monooxygenase activity; iron ion binding. Gene Ontology annotation, biological process: ergosterol biosynthetic process. The coding region runs from base 1 to 1536 and encodes 511 amino acids. The transcript has 4 exons.